AUGCAUCUCAUAUUCGAUUUUGAUGGAACAAUUACCCAACAAGACACUGUUGGAGUACUCGCCAACUCGGCUAUUGAGUAUCAGAAGCGCCACCGUGGCGAAGAUCUGCAGGCCGAAUGGGAUCAAGUGGUCCGGUCUUACAUGGAAGAUUACCAACGCUACAGCAGUGAGCACCCAAUGCCGGCGGAGGAACGGAAAUGCGUCGAGGAGGAAAUACGUUUCCUAUCAGGCAUGAAGGAUGUCGAAGAGGCGUCUCUACAUCGGGUUGCGGCGUCACAAGUCUUUGCCGGUCUCGAUGCCGAGAAGUUGAGGCGCGCUGGCGAGGAGGCUGUGAGGAGCGGCAAAGUCAAGAUCCGAGAGGGCUUCGAGGACUUGAUCAACCUUGCGGGAGAGAAGGAAUGGGAGUUAUGCGUCGUCUCGGUGAACUGGUCCCGCGCCUUCAUCGAGGGCGUGCUCCUCCCGCACCAGAUCCGCGUCAUCGCCAACGAGCCGCACGCGGACGGAUCGAUCCUGGGACCCGAGUUCCUGGGCGGGCGGAUGACGAACGGCCAUGAGAAAAGGGAAGCCCUGGAUCAUGUCGUGACGGACAAGAAGAAGCGGGUGCUCUACUUCGGGGACUCGACGACGGACAUGGAGUGUCUCCUGGAAGGCGGCAUCGUCAUAUCGAAUGACGAAGCCUCGUCGCUGAUGCGCACUCUACGGAGAGUGGGCGAGCCAGUACCGCAUGUUGGCGAGCGGGAGACUGCCUCAAACUUGAUGUGGGCGCGAGACUUUCGGGAGGUGUUGGAGAGCGGUGUGUUGCAUGAGUAG
Molecule: messenger RNA, 810 nt
Organism: Ilyonectria robusta
Lineage: Eukaryota; Fungi; Ascomycota; Sordariomycetes; Hypocreales; Nectriaceae
Product: HAD-like domain-containing protein
Exons: 1
Coding region: 1-810 (269 amino acids)
Source: RefSeq, a predicted model, not a curated record